UCUUCUUUAGUGAAGCAUCUUAUUCCAUCAGGAGCGGAGCAGGCAGCCCCACUGCUCUGCUGAUCUUCGGCUAGCGAUUUCUGAUGUUAAAUUUCACGCUUGGUCACCUUGUGCCAAACUGCCUGCCCCUCGGAUCCAAAUGAAGAAGAAAGCUGUCAGCAAGCGCUCCUCCCUUGACAGAAGCUGGCGUGCCUAUAAUCAAGCAUACAGUGCGCGCCAGGGGCUCAGAAGAUAGGGAAAGAGUGGAAGUGGGAGGUCCAGAGAAGCGUAUUUGUGCUGUGCCGGCCAUGGACAGCAACGGGGUGAGUGGCUACAAAGGAGGUGCGGAGUCUUGUACCUUUUUAAUAUCUACACAACAGAGGAAUUUCCAACCGGUGCAGCUUUUUGCAGCCCUACAGGGCAAGCAGCGCCUGCCACUUUGGUACAAAAGCGCCCGAGAAUAUAUGGUGGUGCUUUGGUUUCCGGGGAAACGAGCUAGGCCGUGCCCCCUCCUGGACUGAGCCAAUAUAUUCCAUUUCACAGAUGCCAUUUCUACCCCAGCAUUGCUAGCACUCCUUCCACACAGCAGAUUCCACACAAGGAAAGAACACCACACAAGAAGGCCACCCCCUCACCUAGGAACACGCACAGAAUAGAGGGGUGUGGGAGAGGUGGAAACCUUCGUUACAGUCCGAUUUCCUUUGUGCAUUCAGGAACCUAACCCCCCAAUUGCCAUUGACAUAAGGUCUCGUUAUCUGCAGUUUUGUUAUCCAUGGAGACUGGCGGGAACAGAACCCCUGCGGAUAAUGAGGCACACCUGCAAUAAUUUUAGCACAACCUGACAUUCAAAAAUGAAAAAAGCUGCAAGUUUCCUUUUUCUCUCAGUGCCAGGAAAUGCUGGAUUUCUGCACAUCCAGCUGCUUUUAAAGGCCCAGGAGCAAGGGAAUAUUAUUGGUUCCGGCAUCUUUAUUUCACCCAAAGGAGUCCUCGAGCAUACUGGGUCAGUGGGUCUUGCUCUCAUAAUUUGGGUGCUCGGCGGAGGAAUCGCAGCCCUUGGGUCAUUGUGUUACGCUGAAUUAGGUGUUACCAUCCCCAAAUCAGGAGGGGAUUAUUCCUAUGUCACUGAGAUUUUUGGUGAACUAACUGGGUUUUUGCUGCUGUGGAGUGCAGUGCUUAUCAUGUAUCCCACCAGCCUGGCUGUUAUUGCAUUGACUUUUUCAAACUAUGUCCUACAGCCAGUGUUCCCCAACUGUAUCCCACCCUACAAUGCCUCCAGAGUCCUCUCCAUGGUGUGUUUAUUACUACUGACGUGGGUAAAUAGCUCCCGUGUCCGAUGGGCCACACGCAUCCAGGACAUAUUUACAGCAGGAAAACUCUUGGCCUUGGGCCUCAUCAUUAUCGUGGGCUUCGUACAGAUCUUCAACGGAAACUAUGAAGAACUGCUCCCAAGCAAUGCCUUCAAUUUCUGGAUGACUCCUUCGGUGGGGCAUUUGGCACUGGCCUUCCUUCAGGGCUCCUUUGCAUUCAGUGGGUGGAACUUCCUAAAUUACGUAACAGAAGAAUUAGUUGAUCCUCGCAGGAAUCUACCUCGUGCCAUAUUCAUAUCCAUCCCAUUGGUGACCUUUGUGUACACGUUCACCAAUAUUGCAUAUUUCACUGCCAUGUCACCCCAAGAGCUCUUGUCUUCCAACGCUGUUGCGGUAACAUUUGGUGAAAAGUUACUGGGCUAUUUUUCCUGGGUUAUGCCAGUCUCUGUGGCUCUGUCUACAUUCGGAGGAAUAAAUGGAUACCUUUUUACCUCAUCAAGAUUGUGUUUCUCUGGAGCCCGAGAAGGCCAUUUACCCAGCUUGCUGGCCAUGAUUCACGUCAAGCACUGCACUCCAAUUCCAGCCCUCCUUGUCUGUUGUUUUGCCACAGUCAUCAUUAUGCUUGUUGGGGAGACAUACACAUUAAUUAAUUAUGUGUCCUUUAUCAAUUACCUCUGCUAUGGAGUGACAAUAAUCGGCUUGAUUGUGCUACGCUGGAAAAAACCCAAAGUCUUCAGACCCAUCAAGGUCAAUCUCCUGGUUCCAAUCACUUACCUGAUAUUUUGGGCCUUUCUCUUGAUCUUCAGUUUAUAUUCUGAGCCAGUAGUCUGUGGAAUUGGACUGAUUAUCAUAUUAACUGGAGUGCCAGUGUUUUUUCUUGGAGUGUACUGGAAGAACAAACCAAAGUGUAUAAAUAGGCUAACAGAAUCCUUUACGCAUUGGGGCCAGAAGGUGUGUUUUGUCGUCUAUCCUCAGGGGGGAUCUUCAGAAGAGGAUGAUCUACCUUUCACUCAUUCACCCCUCCCAGCAAGUGAAAAGACCUUGAAAAAAUGAUUUAUUUUACACAACAGUAGUAGUGGGGUUUUUGUUGUUGUUUACAUAAUGAUUUUUUUUUUUUAAAGAAGAAAAAAAUCUUGAAAAUGUAUUUUUUAGAAAUCCAGUAGCAAAACACAUAAAAUGAGAAACACCAUUUCAAGAGCUCUAGUGGACAGCUAAUAGCACUUAGCUAUUUUUCCUAAAAAGAAAAAAAGAGAAAAAAAGAGAAAAAUAAAAUAAAAUGAGCUGGU
Hemicordylus capensis (graceful crag lizard) is the source of this 2572-nucleotide messenger RNA. It is a transcript of the gene SLC7A10, whose product is annotated as solute carrier family 7 member 10. The record is from RefSeq and is a predicted model, not a curated record. Lineage: Eukaryota; Metazoa; Chordata; Lepidosauria; Squamata; Cordylidae. Gene Ontology annotation, cellular component: membrane. The transcript has 12 exons. Gene Ontology annotation, biological process: D-alanine transmembrane transport; D-serine transmembrane transport; amino acid transmembrane transport. Bases 831 to 2339 code for a protein of 502 amino acids. Gene Ontology annotation, molecular function: neutral L-amino acid transmembrane transporter activity; L-amino acid transmembrane transporter activity.